Molecule: messenger RNA, 744 nt
Organism: Leptosomus discolor (cuckoo roller)
Lineage: Eukaryota; Metazoa; Chordata; Aves; Leptosomiformes; Leptosomidae
Source: RefSeq, a predicted model, not a curated record
UGCCGCAUCAGCCUCUCGGCCUGUCCCGGGCGUCCGCCCACGCUGCACAUCCUGCCCUGCUCCGACUACGUCUGCUGCCACAUCUCCAUGGCCGUGCGCCUCAUCCCUGCCAUCCCCCUCGGCGACGCGCUUUACCUCACAGCCCUGCCGCCCGAGGGCCCGCACACCCCCCUGGCCCCGGAGGCCCUCUGGGGCCUCAACUUUCGGGACCAGCGGCUGCUGAGCUGGCUGAAGGAGCAGGUCCCGGCCUCCUCCUGCCACCUCAAGUGCCUACAGAUCCUCAAGGGCCUGCGGGACCUCCGCGGGCAGGGCCUGGAAGAGCCCUUCUGCUCCCAGUGGGGCCGGGUGCUCUCCUCCUACGUGCUGAAGACGGCCCUCUUCUCUCUGCUACUGCAGGGGCCCUUGGAGGCCUGGGAUGAGCGGUUCCUGGUGGAGCGGCUGGAGGACCUGGUGCUGUACCUCAGGGACUGCCUGCGCAAGCAGGUGCUGAUGCAUUUCUUCCUGGGCAACACCAGCCUCCCCGAGGCCGUGGUACUGCCCCGCUUCCUCAAGGAAGCCACCCCCGUGAACUUGCUGGCUGCCUUUGACGGGCCCACGCUGGACCUUGUUGCCUUCCAGCUGAUCAACACAUGGAUCCAGGCCCCGCACGUGAUCAGGAUGUACAGUAGCCCCCGGUACUUGCGACCAGCACCCACUCCAUGCCGGCACGUCGCUGAGGCCAAGCAGGAGCCACCGGGAGAGUGA